Messenger RNA from Tauraco erythrolophus (red-crested turaco), 1176 nucleotides. NCBI's taxonomy places the organism in Eukaryota, Metazoa, Chordata, Aves, Musophagiformes, Musophagidae. The record is from RefSeq and is a predicted model, not a curated record.
AUGGAAGCAUUCCAGCAUCAGCUGCUCACUAUUAUUGGGGGUCUGGUCUGUGUCUGUACUCUGGUAAAGUGCAUCAGAUUUAUGAAAUAUAUUUUGCCACAUAGCUGGAGUGCCUUGCCUCAGACUUUCUUUCGAUCGCUGGGAGAAUGGGCAGUGGUCACAGGAGCCGGAGAUGGGCUUGGAAAAGCGUAUUCAUUUGAGCUGGCAAAACGUGGAUUAAAUAUAGUUAUGAUAAGCAGAACUCUUGAAAAACUGCAGAGAGUAGCCUCUGAAGUUGAGCAGGCUACAGGUCAAAAGGUGAAGGUUAUACAAGCUGAUUUCACUAGAAAUUCAGUGUACGAGAACAUUGAAAAAGGUCUGCAAGGCUUGGAUAUUGGCGUCCUGGUUAACAAUGUUGGAAUGCUUCAUAGUCCUCUUCCGUGCCGUUUCCUCAAUGGACCAGACAUAGAUGAGAACCUCGUCAACUGCAACAUUAUUUCUGUUACAAAGAUGACAAAAAUAAUUUUGAAACAAAUGGAACCAAGACAAAAAGGUCUUAUUCUGAAUCUGUCCUCUGGUCUGGGUACUUUCCCUUGUCCAUUAUACACAAUGUACUCAGCUUCUAAGGCUUUUAUAAGCACUUUCUCCAAAGCACUACAAGCAGAGUAUAAGACAAAGGGAAUUAUCAUACAGGUAGUGGCUCCUUACGGUGUUUCUACUCCAAUGACAAUGUACCAAAAGCCUGGUCUUAUUACAAAGACAGCAGAAGAGUUUGUUAGUGAAUCACUGGAUUAUGUCACCUUUGGAGAUGAGAUUUUUGGAUGUUUAGCCCAUGAGAUGCUGCUGAACUUGGACCUGGUUGAUGAGGAAACAGAAACAGAGGGGAAAGAUGGUGGAACUUUUUCCCAGCACUCCCUGCCUGGGGAGAAGAUUGCCUUGACCCGGCUGCGGGACCUUGCAUUUGGCCUUGUUGAACUUCACGAUGUUCACAUUAGCGCACCCCUUAAGCCUGUCAAGGUCCCUCUGGAUGGCAUCCCUUCCCUCAAGCAUGUCAGCUGCAGCACUCAUCCUGAUGUCAUCUGCAUAUUUGCUGAGGGUACACUCAAUCCCAAUGUCUACGUCAUUGAUGAAGACAUGGAACAAUACCAGUCUAAAGCUAGACAGGACACUUCAGCAUUCCACGAUCCCUUCAGCUAG